AUGUACACAUUGCAUUCGUUCACUUGCACUAAAUUUUGUUUUUCCCGUAAUUUUCCAUCUUCGAAAUUUUAACAAGACAAUAUGGCUACGCGAUGGCUUCCYCUGGAGUCCAACCCUGAUGUUAUGAAUCAGUUCAUUGAAAAGCUUGGUGUCAAGACAAAGCAUGGAUUUGUAGACGUCUUUGGAUUUGAUGAUGACUUAUUGUGUAUGGUUCCUCAACCGGUUUAUGCUCUUYUACUCUUAUUUCCUUGCAAUGAUAAGUAUGAGAAGUACAGAACAGAACAGACUGAGAAGAUCAAGAAGGAAGGCCAGGAAGUCAGCUCAAAUAUAUAUUACAUGAAGCAGACAGUGGGCAAUGCCUGUGGUACAGUGGCCAUUAUUCAUUCUAUUGCAAACAAUAUACCUCAGCUUGAUAUUAGUGAUGGAGUUUUAAAGAAAUUCAUUGAUUCAACAAAGAGUUUAAGUCCUGAUGAAAAAGCAGAGAAACUUGAAAAUGAUGAGAGUAUCAGUGUUGCACACGAAGCUAGUGCUCAAGAAGGACAGACGGAAGCACCAUCAGUUGAUGAUAAAGUGGAUUUACAUUUUGUGGCUUUAGUUCACAAGGAUGGUCAUUUGUAUGAGUUAGAUGGCAGAAAGGAUUUUCCCAUAAAUCAUGGCAAGACAACUGAUGAGUCUUUUCUUAAGGAUGGUGCAAGAGUUUGUCAAGAGUUUAUGAAAAGAGACCCAGACGAGGUUCACUUCACAGUGGUUGCACUAUGUGAUGUUUAGGGUGUUAAACCCUUAGCACUAUUAAACUGUCUUAAAUAGACAGAGGAAUCAAGAAAAAAAUUAUGAUCAUCCAAAGGAUUCACUGCAACUUUUAUUGUCAGAARUGCUUGUAAAAUGCUUAUAUUUUGUUCACAUUUUUGAAAUGUUUAAACAARGUAGAAAUGCAUGUGGAACACAAAAAGGAGCUCAAAAGGAGCUGAAAGCUCAACUUUAUGUUUGAAAAUAAAAUCAAUUGUGCAAAGGCAAUGCAUUGCAUUUAUCAUUUAGGRUCAAUGAGAAUGAGAGUUACUUGAAUGUCAAGACCUCAAGUCUUUUACACCCUUACUUGAUGUCCCAAUUAAACAAUACAGUAGCUUGA
This is a messenger RNA of Exaiptasia diaphana, 1126 nucleotides long. RefSeq names its product ubiquitin carboxyl-terminal hydrolase isozyme L3. Bases 82 to 768 code for a protein of 228 amino acids. Gene Ontology annotation, molecular function: cysteine-type deubiquitinase activity. Gene Ontology annotation, cellular component: cytoplasm. Gene Ontology annotation, biological process: protein deubiquitination; ubiquitin-dependent protein catabolic process. The transcript is spliced from 10 exons. Lineage: Eukaryota; Metazoa; Cnidaria; Anthozoa; Actiniaria; Aiptasiidae. The record is from RefSeq and is a predicted model, not a curated record.